AUGCGUUGUUGCGUGUUUCCAAUGUAUUUACCAAGUAUUACCCAAGUAUUAUUGUUAGAGGUUGUUUAUUUCAUUUUGGACAAAGUCUAUGUCGUAAAUCUUGGUUCAAAAACACAAUACAAAGAUGACGAAAACCUUCGUGAUUGGUUCAGAUCUUUUGCAGCAUUAUCGUUAUUACCAUUAAAGCAUAUGUUAUGGGGUUUGCAGCGCCUAAUUCGUACUCGACCAGGCUAUCCAGGUUUUCAAGGAUUUAUUGAUUAUUAUCAUAAUACAUAUGGACCAUUCAGUCGAUUUCCGCCUCAUAUGUAUGACCAUUAUCGUAAUAUAACACCUCGAACAAUUAAUUAUUUGGAAGGUCGACAUUCUCGAAUGAAAAAACACGUAAGUUCACCUCAUCUAAACAUUUAUAUUGCUAUUGGUUUAGUCCAAAAGGAAUCGAUUGCACGAGUACAAGAUGGUAUGGGAGCUCCAGCUCCAAAACGUCGAAAAAACAAAGUUAUAACAGAUAAAUGUCUAAUGAAAUUAUGGCAACGUUAUGAUGACGGUCGUAUUGACAUUCCGGCGUUCUUGAAAGCUGCCGGUAUGAGAUAUUUUCAACGUCCAUCGAAAAGUUAA
Messenger RNA from Didymodactylos carnosus, 615 nucleotides. The record is from the annotation of a GenBank genome assembly. Lineage: Eukaryota; Metazoa; Rotifera; Eurotatoria; Philodinida; Philodinidae.